CAGAGUGAGGAAAGCAAGAGAAGAGAGGCAGAUAUAUAGAGGCAAUAUUCAGAGUGCGAGUAUCAGCCAGUAAUUACCUUCCAGCUUCUGAGCCAAUCACAGAGAGAUACAGAGCGAGGAAGCCUAUUUACAUUCUCAGUCUAUUCCCCGGGCUGAGAGGGAGACAGUGUGCUGAUUGAUUUAGAGUCAGAGAGAAGGGACCGGCAUAGCUCAUCCUUUCUCAUAUUUGCAGAGUCGUGCUGGGAGAAAUCAGAUGGACAAGAUGAACCAAAGCUCAGCUGAGGCAGGGUCUGGAACCAUAGCACUGCGUUACCUCAGUAAAGGGGAGGCAGAAGCUAUCGAGACAGAGCUGCUCAGGGACUACAAGUUUGGACAGCAGCAGCUGAUCGAGAUCUGGGGACAAGCUUGCGCCCUCGCCAUCACUAAGGCCUAUCCUCUCAGCUCUCUAGCAAAGAAGCAGCCGACGGUGCUGGUGAUCUGUGGUCCGGAUCAAAAUGGCUCCAUUGGCCUGGUGUGUGCCCGACACCUGCGCAUGUAUGUAAGUAAACGUCUGCACAAAGGGUACACAGUGCACAAGAACAACUUUUCAAAAGUGUAA
Molecule: messenger RNA, 598 nt
Organism: Notothenia coriiceps (black rockcod)
Lineage: Eukaryota; Metazoa; Chordata; Actinopteri; Perciformes; Nototheniidae
Product: yjeF N-terminal domain-containing protein 3-like
Exons: 3
Coding region: 254-598 (114 amino acids)
Cellular component (GO): mitochondrion
Molecular function (GO): NAD(P)HX epimerase activity
Source: RefSeq, a predicted model, not a curated record